AUGAUACAAACUAAAAGUUCGUGGACUCCAUUGGUGAACAAAGACGCAAAUAAAACGCUUUUUGAAGAACGAAAACAUCUUAUUUUAGCUUGGUUUGCCAAAUGGUCAGAAAGUCAAAGAAAGGAGUUAAUGACGAAACUUUUUGGGUUAUGCACUCAGAAACAACUUGAGUCACUUUUUCACAAUAUAGAAAAUAAAAUUCCUUUAUACCAAAUAGAUUUUACUAGAAUACUACCAAGAGUUCUAUGCAUUUAUCUGUUUUCUUUUCUGGAUCCUAGAAGUCUCUGUCGCUGUGCACAGGUAUCAUGGUAUUGGAGAUAUCUAACCGAAUCAAAUGAAUUAUGGGCAUCGAAGUGUUUAAGAUAUGGAUGGGAUUUAAUCGCUUCACAUAGUCAAUGGGAACCUGGAAUUUGGAAGAAGCAUUAUAUUCAAAACAUACGUUACCUUCAGUUUCAUAUUUCAGAGAAAUCAAUCAAUAAAGAAAAUGGUGAUACAAGAGAAAGAUGUUCAGAAGAACUAUUCAAUAAAAGAUGUCAUACAUUGAAUUUUGUAAAUAAUCAUCAUCAGGUUCAUUAUGAGAACAAUAAUAUUGAUACUACUAUUAAUACUACUACUACUACUACUACUAAUAGUAGUAGUACUAGUAGUAACCAUGGUGAUUAUGAUAAAAAACAGGAUCUAAAUCGAAACUAUAAAAUGAUUCAAUUAACUGAUACAUCUAAAUUAAUACCAUGGCGUGCACCAAGUCGUAAACCAUCUGAUACUCAUCGUUUUAAUUAUUUUGAUAAUAAUGAAACAAUCAAGUUAAAAUCUUCUAAAAAUGAAUUUCAAUAUCGGUUCAGUAAUAGUGCUGGGUCAACAAGAAAGAAGUACUCAUUAUCAUCUUCAUCACCACCAUCACCGCAAAUUGAUGAUAUUUACAGUAAUGGUAUGAAUGGUAAUGUUCAUAAUCUGUUUAAGCAUGAAACAAUACAGAAAUCAACAUGUCCUAAUAUUUCAAUGUUCACAAGUCAUCAUAAUUCAAUCACAUUACCUUGGAAACCCACAUCUACAUAUCCUUCUGGAGCAUAUUAUCUUAAUACAGAAAAAAUACAACCCCUACAAUAUAGUAUGAUUAAAAAAUAUUUUAAUCCUAAUUCUAACUCUAAAAAUAGUUCAAAAUUUAAUAAAAUUGAGAAUAAUGAACCGUCAAAUCAUAAACUACAUUUGAACAACUCAAAAUUGAAUGGAUCAAAUAAACAACUGGAUCAUGAAAUCCACAUGGUCAAUUUUUCAGAUAAUAAACAAACCUAUGGAAAAUCGACGGUUUUGGAAGAAUUGAAUUCUCAAUAG
Schistosoma intercalatum is the source of this 1332-nucleotide messenger RNA. NCBI's taxonomy places the organism in Eukaryota, Metazoa, Platyhelminthes, Trematoda, Strigeidida, Schistosomatidae. The record is from the annotation of a GenBank genome assembly.